Messenger RNA from Necator americanus (New World hookworm), 1872 nucleotides. RefSeq lists its product as uncharacterized. Lineage: Eukaryota; Metazoa; Nematoda; Chromadorea; Rhabditida; Ancylostomatidae. Gene Ontology annotation, molecular function: nucleic acid binding. Gene Ontology annotation, cellular component: extracellular region. Bases 1 to 1872 code for a protein of 623 amino acids. The transcript is spliced from 14 exons. The record is from RefSeq and is a predicted model, not a curated record.
AUGUUCAUCUUUGUGUUGGGACUCGUAAGCAUCGCUGGUGCUGCUGCAAAUCCACUAACAGCUCGGUCUGUGUGUUCAAAUCCACCGAGACCGGAUGAUAAAAUACGCAAAGCCUUCCUAGAGGGACAUAACAAAAUCAGACAGGAGCUUGCCACUGGACCUAUGGACGACGACGGGGGCGCUCUACCGGGAUCGACAAGCUUGUUUAUGCUGUCGUACAACUGCGAACUGGAAAUACAGGCUCUAGUAGCUUCUAGCGCAUGUGAAUCUGAGAGCAACACGCCAAGUGACAUAGAGGGAAAAUCUAUUAACUAUGGAAUAACACGUGGUAACAUUGACGCUCCUUCUGAUGAUCAAGCUGUAGACGACAUAGAAAAAUUGUUGGAGAAAUGGAAGGAGACGCGUUACAAUGUCAAUUUCGACAAAACUACCGUUAUCUACGAGAGCGAAGAUGCUGCACCGUUUGCAAGGAUUGUUUACAACAAAUCGAUUUCGCUGGGAUGUGCGGUAUUUCAGUGUGUCCCGAAAAGAACUGCAUAUGCUUGCGCAUACAGUGCCAGCCCAGUCUUUGGAAAACCGCUUUACUGGCCCUCAACGAAAGGUGCCGGGUGUACGAAACACACUGAAUGUAGAAAGGCAAUACCUGGUAAAGCUACCAAGUGCGAUGCUACUCUAAACCUCUGCUCAACGAAUUUGUUGACAUUAGAUGAUGACACUUCGACAACAGCAACAACUGAAAGCGAAACCACCGUAGAAUCUACUUCAGCAGAAACGUCGACUGCAGCUCAGACUUCGCAAUCCACUGCUGCAGUUCAGACGUCGCAAUCCACUGCUGCAGCUCAGACUUCGCAAUCCACUGCUGCAGCUGCUGUCACGACACCGGCUGGUGCCAGUGGUGUGAUGACCGAGGAGUUGCGACAGAUGGUAGUCGAUACGCACAACACAGACAGAUCGUUGGUUGCUCAGGGGGCCGUCAGAAAUGGAAAACCAGGAAAUGCGAACCUUGGACCAGCUAUCGAUAUGUUACGGAUGAGAUACGACACAGCGCUGGAGACAGAAGCACAAGCCUACGCUGAUACUUGUGCUCUCAAAAAAUCUGAAGUAUCUACUCGCCCUGAUUCCGGUGAAAAUACUCAUGUUAUUCAGUCAUCGACAGUUACAGUAUCCGACGCAUUGACAAAAUCAAUGCAAACAUGGUGGAACCAAAUUUUAAGCAAUGGCGUGAAUGCCAAACUGCACUACACAGCGACUCUAGAUACAAAAUCCAAUGCUCCUCUUGGAUUCACUCAGAUGGCCUGGGCUGCCACGUACAAGGUCGGAUGUGGAGUUAGCCGUUGUUCCUCUUCCACCUUCGUAGUGUGCCGCUACAACCCUCGUGGAAAUAUUAUCGGUCAGUACAUCUACAAUGUUGGCGCUAAUUGCCGAACAUGUAUGACCUCAUCACUGAAGUCCCUUCUGAGCGGUCUGUGCGCCUGGUUCCAGCGCUUCAAAGCCGGGAUCAAAAAACUCAAAGAUGAGCCUCGCUCUGGUCGACCAACUGCAAUAACGUUCGACGAACUCAAGAAUCUGGCGGAGCAGCAUCCAUAUGAAGGUAUGCGGUAUUUUGCUGCCAGCCUUAGCUGUUCGCUUUCCACCGUGAGCGAUGGACUGCGAUCUCUCAGAAUGGUGAAAAAGCUCGGUCAGUGGCUUCCACAUGCAUUGUGCGAUGGCAACCCCCAAAGACGCCCUGACAUCUGCACUCAGUUGCUCUUCAGAGGCCGCAGAUUCGAUUGGCUCGAGACCAUUGUCACUGAAGAUGAAAAAUGGGUCCUCUACGUCAACCACACCUACGAACGUGGUGCGCUGGCGAUGAAAUGCCGUAUUCUUUCGUGA